UGGUUCCCGUUUGACACACUCGCCUUCCGAGUGCUGAUGGAUGGAUUUGCUGCAGAGCGGCCCGAAUCUUCAGCAUAGUACAAAACUUUCCAUGGAGUAUGAGUUCGUGGAAUAACCGAGGCGUAGUGAAUUAACGAUAGUUGGAAGAAAGUUUUCAAGUGCUAUUAGUGAAGUGGCUCUGGCUGGAACAGGAGUGGAAGUUUGGUGAAAAUUUGUAGGAAAAAUCUCCAUGAAUAAUUUAGAGCCUUCUUCUGCGAGGGCAGUGUGAGCUUCGCUGACGGUGAGAAAGAGAAAGGAGCAGCACUCUUUUCGGUUCGUUUGCUAAACGAGUGUGUACAGCUGUGUGAGCAAGAAAGGCAGGAAUCCAUGUGACACUCAUACCACCGGAAAACGCAGCCCGACCCGAACAUCAAAAUAAAAAAUCCAACCAUCACACACACUGAGAAAGUGCAAUGACGACGAUGCGUUAGCAUAGUGACUAUGGGAUCAGAGGCAUGGGCAUGUGCGUGGACCCUGGGGCUUUCCGGUGGUGUCAGGCAUUGAGCCGGUCGCAAUCGCUAACCACAGCAACAACAGCGAGAACAACAGUAUCAGCAUCAACCGCAGCCACUUCCGGUGGCACCACAGCCAGGGGAACGACAACACCUGUACCGACGGUCAGCAGCAAUAGUCAGCAGGCCGACUAUCGGCACGUGUCCAGUUUUCACCAUGCCAAGGUGCGAAGAAGUCUGAAUACUACCAUCUUCAUUAAGAAGAAAAAGGCGGCAACCGUAACAGCGGCGGCGGCGGCGGCGGCGGAGACAACACAAACAGAAACUGCAGAUUCUAAAACGAAAUCAGUUAGCAACAACUUUUCCAACCAGUACAGUAAUAAUAGUAAUUAUACUAGUAGUAACAGCGGUAGCACAUACAACACUAGCAUAAGCAGUAGACAAACGAAUAGCAUCAGCAGCAGCAGUAGUAAUAUCGAAAGGGCACUAGCGGUGCGACGGAGGAACUUUAGUCUUAGCACCAACAAAUUGAGCGAACAAUACAGUUGCAGUGCGGCGGCGUUGAACUGGCUGAUCUCAUCGUUUGUACUGCUUCUCUGCAUUACUCUAUGUACUAGUUCAAUUAGUCCACCUGCACCCCAGGAUGCUGUUCACAUCACCGCCAUCCUCGGCGAGAGCGUCGUGUUCAACUGUCAUGUCGAAUUCCCCGGUGACCAUCCCGUUCCCUAUGUCUUGCAAUGGGAGAAGAAGGUGAGCGAAACGGGACAGGAAAUUCCAAUCUACAUCUGGUACGAGAGCUACCCGACCCACAGCGGCGAGGGAUACGAGGGACGCGUUUCGAGAGUGUCGCCCGAUUCGAGCUUUGGUGCGGCAUCGCUUAACCUAACCAAUAUCCGCGAGUCCGAUCAGGGCUGGUACGAGUGUAAGGUAGUGUUUCUGAAUCGGCCACCGAAGCAGCACAAGAACGGCACCUGGUUUCAUCUGGACGUGCACGCUCCACCGCGCUUCAGUGUUACGCCGGAGGACAUCAUUUACGUUAAUUUAGGCGAUUCUAUCAUACUAAACUGCCAGGCAGAUGGCACCCCAACACCAGAGAUCCUAUGGUACAAAGAUGCCAAUCCAGUGGAUCCGUCUUCUACUGUUGGCAUCUUUAACGAUGGUACCGAGCUACGGAUUAGCACGAUCCGACACGAAGACAUCGGCGAUUACACGUGUAUCGCGCGCAAUGGUGAGGGACAAGUCUCCCAUACUGCCCGUGUUAUAAUAGCGGGCGGCGCUGUAAUCAUGGUGCCGCCCACUAAUCAAACGAAACUGGAGGGAGAGAAGGUGCAGUUCACCUGCGAGGCGAAAGCGAUGCCCGGGAAUGUCACUGUGCGAUGGUUCCGCGAGGGUUCACCGGUACGGGAGGUGGCCGCACUCGAGACGCGCGUCACGAUCCGCAAGGAUGGGUCACUCAUCAUCAAUCCGGUCAGUGCCGAUGAUUCCGGCAUGUACACGUGUGAGGUGUCAAACGGCAUCGGAGAACCACAAAGUGCUUCGGCUUUUUUAAAUAUAGAGUAUCCUGCCAAAGUGACCUUCACCCCAACAAUACAAUACUUACCGUUUCGUUUAGCUGGUGUUGUACAAUGCUAUAUAAAAGCAAAUCCUCCUCUACAAUAUGUAACAUGGACCAAAGAUAAAAGAUUACUGGAACCUUAUCAAACAAAAGACAUAGUUAUAAUGAACAACGGUUCGCUGCUGUUCACCCGGGUCAACCAGAACCAUCAGGGACGGUACACGUGCACGCCGUACAAUGCGCAGGGAACGCAGGGUUCGUCCGGUCACAUGGAAGUAUUGGUCCGGAAACCGCCGGCCUUUACGAUUGAACCGGAUCCACUGUACCAACGGAAGGUCGGUGAAUCGGUGGAGAUGCACUGUGAUGCCCAGGAAGCGGAAGGAACUACCAAGCCAGCAAUCACCUGGCAACGGCGCGAUGGGCAACCCCUCCAGAAGAACCGGGUUCGGAUCUUGAACGGAAACAUCACGAUCGAGAACCUUCGGCGGUCAGACUUUGGCUACUAUCAGUGCGUAGCAUCGAACGAGGUAGCCACGAUUGUGUCUGCUACCCAACUGGUGAUCGAAGGCACUCAACCGCACGCUCCGUAUAAUCUGAGCGGGACGGCCACAGAGUUUUCGGUGACGCUCUCCUGGAUGCCCGGGUACAGUGGUGGCCCUGACUACAAGCAGGACUAUACCAUCUGGUAUCGGGAAUCCGGAGUGUCGGAUUGGUCGACGAUCCCGGUGACUCCGUCCGGGAGUACUCAGGUGACGAUUAAUCGACUGUCUCCUGCAACGACGUACGAAUUCCAGGUGAUAGGAAAGAAUGCCCUAGGUGAUGGUAUGAUGAGCAAGGUGAUAACCAUUCGGACGCUAGAUGUCCAAAAACCGAAGAAAACAUCGACCACGACAGCAGCACCUAACGAAAAAGAAUUCAUACACGCUUCGGAUGACUUGGGUCCAAAACCGGGUCAACCACGAAAUGUAAGCGUGUUGGAGAUCCCGAACGGGUUUCUCAUCUCGUGGCAGGUUCCACUCGAACGACCCCAUCUGGUGCAGUUCUACACGAUCAAAUACCGCACCGAUGCCCAGUGGAAAACGCUCAACCGAGGCCAGAUUCGGCCGGAGGAAACGUCCUAUCUGGUGAAGAAUCUGGUCGGUGGGCGAACCUACUACUUCCGGGUGUUGGCCAACUCGCUCAAGAGCUACGAAACCAGUGAGGAGAUCAAGUUCCCCGUGCCGGCACGGGUAAAGCAUAAAGCCAUUACGGCCGGUGUGGUCGGCGGAAUACUGUUCUUCAUCGUGGCCAUCAUCCUGUCGAUAUGUGCCGUCAAGAUUUGCAAUAAGCGUAAACGUAGAAAACAGGAAAAAGAACUCAACAUGGUAACAGCACGGAUCACGGAUCGGAACGCCCUAAGGCAGCCGGUGCCUUUGAGGAGAUAUCUACAUGGAGAAAGCAAAAGCAGACUACCCGGCUUGAACAUCCUGGUCGCCAUUUUGCACUGGGUUUGGCCUCCGGGACGAUGUCAGAACUGUGAUAGUAUUUAUUCGAACAAAUUUAGCGGUGAGCAGGGCAGGAACCUCGGGGAAAUUCAUCGUUCGCCGGAUGGAAGGUUUGUCGUGCCUCAGGAUGCGGUCGAUGGGAUCAUUUCGUUGAGAAAUAGCAUAGUUUCGUGCUACAGCAGUAGUGACGAUGGAGGUUUUCUGCCAAAGCGAUUGUCGCUGACUGGCCGGGCAUCGUGGAGGCGACCGUUGGUGACUUGUCCGAGUCAGUUGAGUCUGCGGUCGGAGGAUGGUUUUCAUGCGGCUGAGCCGCAGCAGCCACCUCAAUCGCUGUACACCAACACACUGCCGGAGAAUCUCCAUCUUACUACUAUAAGUUCCAGUGUACCUGCUCCGAUGGUGACGCAGUCGUUGUAUACGACUCCUUCAAGAAUAUCGAAGGUGAUUGCCAGUUCACCGGCAACCUCCAGUCCACAGGUCGUAAACUCGCCCUGGUCGCCGUUGUAUUUCAGUGAUCUCAGUUCGGUUCAUCAUCUAAGUUCAGCGGAGCGGUCGUUCCCGACUCCGCAAAGUGCUGCAUCAGCACAUCGUUACAAUUACUCCGGCUACAAUCACGAACUACCGGUGCUGAGUAGUUUACACAACAGUUCACGACAUUUGUCGCAUGGUUUUAUCCCAGUGCACGUUCCAACGUCCAGGCAUUAUCAUCAAAAUCUGUACCAGAAUGUGCCCUUCCACAGUCAUACGUACGGCAGUCGGCCAAAGUUCUCUCGUUAUCAUCCUCGGUUGAUGCCGAGGAGUCUAACGAGAACGAUACCAGAACUACGAUCCCCAAUGCUGAAUCUGAAUCUCAGCACAACACCACUCAGUGCAGCACUGGAGGCUUCUCCACAGAGCUAUUCGAGUUCGAGUGGAUUUGGAAGUAAAAAUACUUCCAGCAAUACUCAGCAGACUUCCAGUUUCCAUGUCAGCAACAACUUGUUGAGAGAAUGGCGCUAUCUUCCUCCGUAUCGACCACCACCUCCUCCUCCGAGUCUUCACCAUUCGGCGCCUCUGUCCUUCGGUGGUGGAAGGUUCGAUCAUCCACCCUAUUCGAUGUCCCAUUGGUUGGAGCUUAUAACAAGACUGAACAUUGCCUCUGAGAAGGCUAACAUCAACAACGCUGGUGACGUGGGGAGCGUUGACGGUCACUACGAGUUUGACCCAUCUACGCCAACGCCUACGGCAUCUACUCCGACUGGUAUUAUGAGGGAUGAUUUCCACCACCUUAUGACACUUCCGUCGACAUCAAGUGACCUACUGUGGAAUGCUGCUGGGCUGUCGUUGAGUGGAGCUGGACCGGGAGGAAUCACCAUCGGUGGUCGAAAACGGGGUCAAUCACGGUACGAUAAUAUCGAUGCUCGGGUAGAGGCAAUGAAGGAAGAAUUCUACGAAUGGCGGAAGCGGCAGCAACAAAGCGAUAAUGAUGUUAGGGUGAACGAGCUGGAAAGUUCUUGCUGAUUAGUGGCUCAAAGGUGUGUUAGGGAAGAAUAUGAUCGUGAUGGCGUGCUCAUAGAAUGAAAAGACUCGACUUAUUCAAUAACUAUAGCAAUAUCUAAUUAACGGAGAAAUGAAAUGAUUGGAGGAAGAGAAUGGUUCUAGAUUUUCCUCCGGAGCAGGAUGAAGCUGACACGGCAAAGAAUUAACCUACUAAAUGAUCAUUAACUUAUCCUUAAUGAGAAUUUUAAUGACAAAUGAAAAUCGCACGCUAAGCAGAGAUCGAUUCGCGAACAUAAGAUAAAGGUAAAACAAACACACGUGUUAAAGACUUUUAUAAUAGUUAUGUAAAAAAUUGGAAUGAUUGUGAUUAAAGUAGAAAUUUACAUAAAUAAAGAGUAUGACGGAGCAAGCAGCAAUCAGUUGUGAAUUAAGCAAACUGACGAAGAAGCUUCUAGAAGGGAAGCUCGGGUGGGAAGAACAACCAACGGUAAAACAAUUCUAGGAAAAUCAAAUACAAUUCAGGCACGUUGUUUUCGUGAUGAUAAUUUUAGCAAAGAAAAUGCAACGGUUACAAACGAAGGAAAACGGUAGUCAAGAUGACCGUUGUUUUGGUCCCGGAGAAUUGAAAAUUUGGAAGAUAUUUGCACGAGAUUAGUUCUGUUGUUCGUUUUCUCUUCUUUAGAAAACCUACAUUACAAGUUAAUCAGUAGAGAUUUCCGUUAAAAUUUUAGGAUUUUUUUCAAACUUGAUUAUGUUAAGAGUUUAACGUUAUUGGUCUCAUUUUAAAGACAUCGUCAGAGUCAUCCCUUCGAAACCGGAUGUAAAAUUAAUGUUAUUCUCACCGCAGUUGGAUUUAGAUUGUCAAAACUCUUUCAUUGCAAAGUUUGGUGUGUCUAUAAACUAGGCACACUAUCAUCAAAUCUCAUGCAAAGAUAGUUCAAACUUUCAACACGGGAUCUGAACUUUCGUUUAAAUCGAAUUCUUGUUUUCUAGGUCACAAGUAAAAUCAAAUACAAUAAAACAAGCAAGUGUAUCACCACAAGUGAAGGUUUUUAAGCAAAGCAACCAAGUUCGUAUCUAGGAUAUCGGUACACACUCACACGCCCACUAGAUUAACAAUGGAAGAAAACAAGCACCAUCAAAAAUAUACAUGAAUUCACACAUACAAUCUCACACAAAAAAAAAUCUACGAUUAUCGAGAAAACAAAGCAACCCUUUUCAUUAGAUCUCACAUGCAUUCAAACUCUUUUUCACGGCACAUUCCAAGGAAGCAACUUUCUCAAACACAACACACUCAAACGUAACCAUAGCGAUGAGAAAUCAAGAAAUCGAAGAAAAAAAAACUAAUUGAAUGAAGAAGAAAAAUGUUACGAAUACAAAAAAACAAAAGAAAAAAAAAACGUGAAAAACACAAGUAGGAAUAAUAUCAAUAUUUAAUGUUCUUGAAACCAACAAUAUUCACAAAUAUAUACAACAAGAAAAAGGAAGAAAGGAAUACACAUAAUAAUAAUUGAGGAAAUAAGUAAGAUAAUUUAUAAAAUGAAAUUUAAAUCCAAUUCGGCUGGGGGGAACACCCGGUUUGGUUUCAGGUCGAGGUUGUGUCCUCCCACCGGGAAACAUUCAUUCUAAACUAGUAAAGGCAAAGGCAGCGAUGAAAUUCACACGGAACGCGCAAUGGUGGAAAUUCGAAACUGGAUAUGUUAUUGAAUUGUAAGUAAGUAAUUAAUAACUAAUUAGAACACGAGUGGAUGGAAGGAUUGAAGAAUUCUGGUGCAACAAACACAACAUACACACUUAGGCGGGAAUCGUCGUUGAUAGGAGGCGUAAAGAAAAGAAGAAUACAAAAACACACACACACAGAAAGCAUAACAUAUAUUAGUUUAAUGAUUAUUUUACUUAAGAUCAAAUCUUAUUUUAAGCGAAGUAGUUGUAAGCAAAGGAAAAAGCAGUACACUCUAGUAGAGAAUAGUCGAUUAAGGAUGAAUAAUUAAACAGAUGAGAAAAAAAAUCAAUGAGAUUAGCCAUUUACGUUUGAGUUAUAGCUGCAAUUGAAUCGAAUCGAUGAGAUGCAUUUAAUUCUUUUUUUUUUUCUAGAUUAGAGAAACAUUCUUCUGGAAUGCUGCUUAUGCUUGUUAAUUUUUGUUUAACAGUGAUUCUAUUUUUUCCGUUUCAUUCUACUAAGUUUGCUUGUAAGAGGAACCAAUUUAUGCACGAGAAAAGUCUGACUAUUGCAUCUUAUAAUUUAUGUGCGGAUGUACAUUCCAAAGAUUGUUUAUUUACGAUUUUAGUUUGUAAACACAGCAUCUAUUUCUACCUGACAGUUUGAGUACGUUUCGCGUCUAGCAGUUUCGUCAACCGUACGCAUAACUAGAACAAUUUUUCGAGUACAUAAGUAUAUAAAUCCUGUUGAUAGUUCUUAUUAUAAAUCUUAUAAUUCUUAUCAGAAGGGAAUAAAUCUUAACGAAAAUCAAAGUAACGAAGCAAGGAGUGUCCUCAUUUGUAAGUGAAACAAAUGACGGUAUAGCAGAGAAAGAAGAAUAAGAAUACUGAAACUGUCACCGUAAGAAAAGUUGAACAAAGCAGUAUUUCAAUGAAACAGAUUUCCAAACUCAGUCGAUUCCUUUUCCGGUUGAUUUCCUUCAGACGUGUGCAGCAUUCGGUUUGAUCUAUUUUGCUGUGCCAUAGUCGCCUACUGUGGCGAACCAAUUUGAAAUCAUCUCAUAGUCUUUCCCACUCAACGACAAACAGUAGGCGAUGCUUCUUCUGUAAAUGUUGUUUUCUAGGAAGGAUGAAACUUUUUGUUUGCCUUUUGCUCCUUUAUUUAAAGUUGUUCAAAGUAACAGUAAAUCUGAUCUCUUUAAUCCAAAUCAAAGUUGAACACUCAUAAGUAGAUCCAACUGCUCUUCGAAUAAGUGCAAACUGGUUUCAGUAAUAAUGGUGGAAACAGCGCGAAAACGUACGUAGCAGCGUUUUAAUUGAUUUUCAAAUACAUGUGAAAUCUGAACAUGGAAAGAGGUAAGAAUAAGAACAACACCGUUAAAUAUAAGAAACGUAGCGAAAAAAAAAUGAAAACAAUGUUUUACCAUACAAACUAGACUCUCACUUAACACAAGAAGAAUUAAGAAAAUAUACAAACAUUCAUACAGACGGAAACGAAAAUUCUGUACGUUGGAGAUACAGCUCGUAGGAAACGCAGAAGAAGAGAUAGCAAAUUAAACGACAACAAACAAGCCGGAAGCGAUGUACAUAGUCCUUGUUCUUUUUAUAAUUUCUAAACCAAAACAGCUCUUAACCUUAACGAAAAAAAAACAAACAAAGAAAACACACUGACACACGCAAACCAGCAACAACAGAAGAACACAAACACUCACACAGAGAAGGAAGGAAAAAAUAAAUAAAGAUGAACAUUCCAUUAGCUUCUAGUUUGUAUCGUAUAAGAAUUAGAAAUGAAAAAAAAGUAAAAAUUGAACAAAAAAAAAUCUUGCCGGACUUAGUGAAAAAAAAAAAGAUUUAAAAACAGUAUAACAUAAGAGGGUGAA
Molecule: messenger RNA, 8548 nt
Organism: Ochlerotatus camptorhynchus
Lineage: Eukaryota; Metazoa; Arthropoda; Insecta; Diptera; Culicidae
Gene: tutl
Product: turtle
Exons: 11
Coding region: 495-5030 (1511 amino acids)
Biological process (GO): cell-cell adhesion
Molecular function (GO): protein binding
Source: RefSeq, a predicted model, not a curated record